Molecule: messenger RNA, 3024 nt
Organism: Rana temporaria (common frog)
Lineage: Eukaryota; Metazoa; Chordata; Amphibia; Anura; Ranidae
Gene: DPP8
Product: dipeptidyl peptidase 8
Exons: 20
Coding region: 193-2898 (901 amino acids)
Biological process (GO): proteolysis
Molecular function (GO): dipeptidyl-peptidase activity; serine-type peptidase activity
Source: RefSeq, a predicted model, not a curated record
CAUCUUGACUGAGGGAAAGACACCAGUACUUGGUUCCCUGGGCAGAGGAGAAGCGAUUUUCAGCAAACACCAAUCCGCGUCCAGAGUCACCACCGGAGAGAUAUUGUGAAUCUCCCGUCCCCGGGAAUGGAAGUGACACCCUGACCGAUCCUCAUUACAUCAUCACCGGGGACCACGCCCUGAUCCGGGGCAAUGCUGAGAAAAGCUCCAUUCAUCAGUCCUCCCAACACAGGAUGCAACAUGGCGGCAGCUAUGGAGACUGAGCAGGUCGGAGUUGAGAUUUUUGAGUCGGCAAGCAGCCAUGGAAGCACAGAGCCCACCGGGGGAGACUCCAAGCCGGACCCCUUCUACGUGGAGCGCCAUUCGUGGAGCCAGAUGCGGAAGCUGCUGGCAGACACCAGGAAGUACCACGGGUAUAUGAUGGCCAAGGCCCCUCACAGCUUCACCUUUGUAAAGAGGAAUGACCCAGAUAGCCCUCACUCUGAUAGAAUGUACUAUCUGGGUAUGUCAAUGUCCGGAGAGAACCGAGAGAAUACACUAUUCUACUCUGAGAUCCCAAAGAACAUUAACAGAGGCGCAGUUCUCAUGCUGUCCUGGAAACCCCUACUGGAUACCUUUCAGGCCACCCCUGAUUACGGCAUGUACUCCCGGGAAGAGGAGCUUCUGCGAGAAAGAAAACGUAUCGGGACGGUGGGCAUCUCUGCUUUUGAUUACCAUGCAAAGAGUGGAACCUUCCUCUUCCAAGCUGGCAGUGCCAUCUACACUGUUCGAGAUGGGGGCGCCCGCGGGUUCACGAAGCAGCCUCUUCAGCCUCAUUUAUUGGAAAGCAGUUGUCCCAAUAUCCGCAUGGAUCCCACCAUCUGUCCAGCAGACCCCAAUUGGAUAUCGUUUGUACACAGUAAUGACUUGUGGGUCGCCAACAUAGAGAGCGGAGAGGAGCGCAGGCUGACCUUCGUACACAAAGAUAUGGUUGGAGUGGAGGAAGACUCGCGGUCUGCGGGUGUAGCGUCAUUUGUGCUGCAGGAAGAAUUUGAUCGCUACACUGGAUAUUGGUGGUGUCCUCGCAAUGAAUCAACGCCAUCAGGUGGCCAGAUUCUGCGUAUCCUGUAUGAAGAGAAUGAUGAAUCUGAGGUGGAGAUAAUUCAUGUGACCUCCCCAAUGCUGGAGACUCGCAGGACAGAUUCAUUUAGGUACCCCAAAGCUGGGACUGCAAAUCCAAAAGUGACAUUUAAGUUGUCGGAGAUCACAGUGGAUUCGGAGGGCAGGGUUCUGGACGUGGUAGACAAGGAACUCCGGCAGCCGUUUGAAGUGCUUUUUUCAGGGUGCGAAUAUAUUGCUAGGGCUGGAUGGACUCCUGAUGGAAAGUAUGCUUGGGCUAUCCUGCUAGAUCGUCCACAGACACGUCUGCAGAUUGUCCUCAUCCCACCCUCCUUGUUUGUGGCACCCUUUAAAGACCUAUCGGAGCACCAUCGGCUGUCAGAAUCCACAUCGGACUCCAUAGCACCACUUGUGAUAUACGAGGAGACAACAGAUAUAUGGAUAAAUAUCCAUGACAUCUUGCAUUUUUUUCCGCAAACCCGGGAGGAUGAGAUCCAGUUCCUUUUUGCCUCUGAGUGCAAGACAGGAUUUCGGCACCUUUAUCGGAUCACCAGCCUGUUGAGAGGAGCUGGUACUGGUAGGGCAGGAGCUGAUCUUUUAGGGCUCAGUGACUUUAGGUGCCCCAUAAAGGAGGAGGUGGCGGUGACCAGCGGAGAAUGGGAGGUUCUUGGCAGACAUGGAUCCACUAUUCGGGUGGAUGAGAUCAAUAAGUUGGUCUAUUUUGAGGCUACAAAGGACACCCCUCUAGAACACCAUUUGUAUGUUACCAGCUAUGAGACUCCUGGAGAGGUGACAAGACUCACGGACCUGGGCUUUUCCCAUUCCUGUUGCGUUAGUAAGCACUGCGAUAUGUUCAUCAGCCGUUUCAGCAGCCAAACCCUCCCACAUGCAGUACAUCUUUUGAAAAUGAAAGGCGCUGGGCCCGAUCCUGCCCAGAGGGACAAGGAAUUUUGGGCCACUCUUCUUGAGUCACCAGGCGCUGUCCCUGGGUAUGUCCCCCCAGAAAUAUUCUCUUUCCCCAGUCGGACAGGAUUCACUCUUUAUGGAAUGAUGUAUCGGCCUCAUCAGCUACAGCCGGGGAAGAAGUACCCUACUGUCCUUUACAUUUAUGGAGGACCACAGGUUCAACUAGUUAACAAUCGAUUUAAGGGAGUCAAGUAUUUCCGGCUGAAUACCCUCGCUUCUCUUGGUUAUGUAGUUGUAGUCCUUGAUAAUCGUGGUUCUUGUCACCGUGGUUUGAAGUUUGAAGGCGCAUUUAAGUACAAGAUGGGCCAAGUGGAGAUAGAAGAUCAGGUGGAGGGGCUGCAGUAUCUGGCUGCCAAGCACAGCUUCAUAGACCUCGACAGAGUUGGUAUCCAUGGCUGGUCUUAUGGAGGCUACCUCUCCCUUAUGGCCUUGAUCCAGCGACCUGACAUAUUUAAAGUGGCCAUUGCUGGAGCUCCAGUGACACUUUGGAUCUUUUACGACACGGGAUAUACAGAGCGGUACAUGGGCCACCCUGACCAAAAUGAACAUGGUUAUUACCUGGGCUCUGUGGCGAUGCAAGCUGAGAAGUUUCCCUCAGAACCAAGUCGUCUGCUCCUCUUGCAUGGUUUCCUGGAUGAAAAUGUGCACUUUGCUCACACGAGCAUCCUGCUUAGCUUUUUGGUGCGCAGCGGGAAACCGUAUGACUUACAGAUCUAUCCUCAGGAGCGUCACAGUAUUCGGGUUCCUGAGUCAGGAGAACAUUAUGAACUGCACCUCUUAUAUUACCUGCAGGAAAACCUGGGCUCUCACAUAGCCGUUACCAAAUCCUUGUGAGCCACAGUGUUAAUGGUGCUCUGGGUGGGAAUUAGGAGUGCUGCUCCCCCCCCCUGCUGCCGGCAAAUAAAGGCACCCCCUCGUACACCCCAUAAACACAGCUUCCUUCUAGACAGACUUUCAGAG